Messenger RNA from Sturnus vulgaris (Common starling), 1058 nucleotides. The record is from RefSeq and is a predicted model, not a curated record. Lineage: Eukaryota; Metazoa; Chordata; Aves; Passeriformes; Sturnidae.
UGGUUCUCUCUUUUUAGGUUUUGAAAGACCAUGGAAAAGAUUUUCUUGUCGGCAACCAGCUGAGCAGGGCAGAUGUUCAAUUGCUGGAAGUCAUUUUAAUGGCAGAGGAGUACAAAGCUGAUAUACUUGCCAAAUUUCCUCGCUUGCAGGAAAACAAGAACUCUGAAAUCAUGGCGGGGAAACCCAAGCUGCACUACACCAAGGGAAGGGGGAAGAUGGAGUCCAUCCGAUGGCUGUUAGCAGCAGCUGGGGUUGAGUUUGAGGAAGAAUUCAUAGAAACGAAAGAAGACUUAGAAAAAUUGCGCAGUGAUGGAGUCCUGCUGUUUCAGCAGGUGCCCAUGGUGGAGAUUGAUGGGAUGAGGAUGGUGCAGACCAGAGCCAUCCUCAGCUACAUUGCAGCAAAGUACAAUCUCUAUGGGAAGGACCUGAAGGAGAGAGCCUGGAUUGAUAUGUACGUGGAGGGAACUACAGACCUAAUGGGAAUGAUCAUGUAUCUCCCUUUUCAACCAGCUGAUACAAAAGAAAAGAAUCUUGCCUUAAUCAUUGAACGAGCUACAGCCAGGUACUUUCCUGUUUAUGAAAAGGCCUUAAAAGAUCAUGGACAGGAUUAUCUUGUUGGCAACAAAUUAAGCUGGGCAGAUGUCCAUCUGCUGGAAGCCAUUUUAAUGGUAGAAGAAUGUAAGGCUGAUGUACUGUCUGCAUUCCCUCUGCUACAGGCUUUUAAAGGAAGAAUCAGCAACAUUCCAACAAUCAAAAAAUUCUUACAGCCUGGCAGCCCGAGGAAGCCACCAACAGAUGAGAAGUUUGUUGCUGUUGUGAGGAAAAUAUUCAAUAUCUAAUCUGAUGAAGAUAACCCAGCUGUAGUAUUUAACCAGAGCUUGCCUUGUAAGUGUAAAUUGCAUAGAUGUGCUCUGUAACUUGCAUCAUAUGGCCAGUGUUGAAACAAUACACUGUGAAUACAGCUUUAAAUUAGAGUAAAAGGCUAAUUUGGACCUGUUGAGUCCAGAAAGAAAAAUUUCCUGAGGCAGUUAUAUGAAAUAAAAUAUGCUGACACUUUG